Molecule: messenger RNA, 1505 nt
Organism: Quercus robur (English oak)
Lineage: Eukaryota; Viridiplantae; Streptophyta; Magnoliopsida; Fagales; Fagaceae
Exons: 10
Coding region: 120-1301 (393 amino acids)
Molecular function (GO): nucleotidase activity
Source: RefSeq, a predicted model, not a curated record
CAAACUAACGGUUCAAGACUCGGAACUGACUGAACGGUUCACUCCCACUAUAUAUAUAAUUGGCAAUCAAUUUCUCUUACCAUCAAAUCAAAUCAAAUCAAAUCUCUUUCUGUUUUUCAAUGGCGACCUCUGUAAGGAACAAUUUCAUGCCUCAAUCUCUGAUCUCGAAUCUCCAGCAAGUACUGAUAAGCAGAAAUGACGCCGUAGAAGAAGGCAAAAAGAUCCACGAACAACCACCUACACCAGCCGGAGCUCACUGUUCGGGUCCGGAUGCUGCUGAUGCUGACGUGGAGGAGAAGGAUUGUAGUUAUACAAAGCCAGUAGUGUUGGUGACCAAUGGCGAAGGCAUAGAGUCCCCUGGUCUCACUUUCCUCGUCCAAGCUCUCCUUCACGACGCUCGCUUCGACAUUCACGUCUGCGCUCCCCAAUCGGAUCGAUCGGUGUCCGGUCACUCCGUCACGACUCGAGAGACGCUUGCCGCGUGUUCUGUUGAAAUCAGCGGCGCCACUGCUUUUCAAGUUACCGGUACUCCUGCUGAUUGUGUAUCUUUAGCAUUAUCUGGGGCAUUGUUUUCUUGGUCAAAGCCUGUUUUGAUAAUUAGUGGAGUAAAUAGAGGAUCGAGUUGUGGUCAUAAUAUGUUCUACUCUGGGGCUGUUGCUGGAGCUAGAGAGGCACUGAUUUGUGGUGUACCAUCUCUUUGCAUAUCAUUCAACUGGAAGAAGGACGUGAGCUGUGAGAGUGAUUUGAAGGAUGCGGUCGAUGUUUCUUUGCCAUUAAUACAUGCAGCCCUAAGAGAUAUUGAGAAAGGAACUUUUCCUAAAAAUUGCUGUCUGAAUAUUGAGAUUCCCAGUAGUCCUUUGACAAACAAGGGCUUCAAGGUGACCAGGCAGAGUCUAUGGAGGUCCUCACUAAGCUGGCAAGCUGUGUCAGCAAACAGGCAUCCCUCGGUUGGUGGCCAUUUCAUGUCCAAUCAGCAAAGCCUUGGUAUUAAGCUGGCACAGCUCAGCCGAGAUGCCUCUGCUGCUGGUGCUGCGCGUCGCUUGAACUCACAAAGGAAGAAUGUGGAGAUUGAAUCUGUUGGAGUUGCAGGGAAAUUCAGUUCCCAACAAACUGUGAAGAAAUACUUCCGUUUAGAGUUUGUAGAAAAGGAGCAAGAAAAUGUAGAUGAGGAUCUAGAUUACAGAGCGCUUGAAGAUGGAUUUGUUGCAAUUACUCCUUUGUCUUUAAAUCCAAAUAACUGGUUUGAGACUCAAUCAUCUGUGUCAAACUGGCUUGCUGUUGUACUUGCCAAUGAGCAAUGAAGCUUCCUAAGUCCUAACUUAUCAAAAAUGUAAUUACAUCAAAAAAGGAGGAAGCUUCAUCUUCCUAACGAAGUUACGGUAACGUGUAAUUGGAGGAUGCCUCACGGUCCUGUUAUUAUGUCAAAAUCCAAGUCGUGCUAUCUCUUGGCAGGUUUAUAUAUGAUUAUAACUUAAAGUAAAAUGGUCCACGCUGGUGUAAUUUAA